Molecule: messenger RNA, 756 nt
Organism: Pseudozyma hubeiensis SY62
Lineage: Eukaryota; Fungi; Basidiomycota; Ustilaginomycetes; Ustilaginales; Ustilaginaceae
Product: acetyltransferase
Exons: 1
Coding region: 1-756 (251 amino acids)
Molecular function (GO): acyltransferase activity, transferring groups other than amino-acyl groups
Source: RefSeq, a predicted model, not a curated record
AUGACCGUAGACUCGCAACCCCCCUCGGAGGGGCGAUUCGUGACGCGCCUCGCUCGACGCUGCGAAAUCCCACGAAUGACAGCCAUCCGAUACGACGCCUUUGCUCCUUCCCCGCACAACACCACUCCCGACGAACUCUCACGUCUGCUCGAGACCGAACCCGAUCCCGAACUCGGUCGAACCGUCACUCGCGAAGAAUCCCUCACCCGAGCCAACAAAACCUUCCAAGAGCUCUUUGACAAGAAUAAGUACCACAUCGUCGGAGUCUACCACACCUCGUCCACCUCCAUUGAGAACCAACAAGGCGACCUACAUGAUUCAUCUGAUCUUCCUCCAGAUGCCAUCAUGACAGGAUUCGCCCUCUGGCAUCGAAUAGAUAGCUCCACCGAACCAGAUUCCCCGGAAACAGACGAGAAGGAGAGGCAACAUCCAGGUCUCUUGAAUCGCUUCAUGGCUCAGUUGAACCGAACCAGAGAAAGGGUGAUGAAGGGAGAGCGGUAUUGGUUCUUGAAGUUAUUGGUCAUCGAUCCGGAAUGGCAGAGGAAGGGUUUGGGAACCAUGUUGGUCAAGUGGGGGACAGCGAGGGCGGAUCAGGAGGGCGUGGUGGCCUGGUUGGAAAGUAGCCCGAUGGGCAAAGGCACCUACCUCAAGGCUGGCUUCAAGGUGGCGGGCCUGGACCGGGUGGACGAGAAGAGGGCAGCGAAGGGAUUCGUAGAAUGGCCGUACAUGGUUCAUGACGGCAGAAAGGCGCAGUAG